CUGACCGGCCAGCUCAUGGAUCCCUCUCAGAAUUCCUCAUCUGAAGAUGAACGGAGUUAACUUAUAACUAAAUAAAUAAAGCUGAAGUUAAUAAAAAAAAAAAAAGUGCAAACAUUAUAAAACUCUUAUCGUUAUUUACUGUAAGGCAGUAUUUUGAUUGUAGAGGGCGCUGUGGGGAUUUUUAAGCGCACUCUUUCAUGUGAACGAAGAAGAAGCAGGAAGGCGCCUUCUGAGUGCGCAUGCGUUGCUAAUUUUUCCCCCUUCGCAGCCUUUCGUUUUCCCUCUAAAAGAAAACAUCCUUCUGCUACGUGAGUGUAACUUUAUGGCCAGAUACAUGAGGCCUCCAAAUACGUCUUUGUUUGUCAGGAACAUCUCUGAUGAAUCCAGGCCUGAGGAUUUGCGGCGUGAGUUUGGCCGCUAUGGGCCGAUAGUAGAUGUCUACAUCCCACUUGACUUCUAUACACGUCAGCCAAGAGGAUUUGCAUACAUUCAAUUUGAGGACGUGCGUGAUGCCGAAGAUGCUCUUCACAGCCUGGACAGGAAGUGGGUCUGUGGUCGGCAGAUUGAAAUCCAGUUUGCACAGGGCGACAGGAAGACACCAAAUCAGAUGAAAUCAAAGGAGCGGCGUUCCCCAGGAAGAUCCUCCCGGUAUGACGACUACGAUCGAGACAGCCGGCGCCGGCGGUCACGCAGCCGCAGUUACGAAAGAUACAGGUCGCGCAGCCCGUCUUACGAUCGCCGCCGCAGACGUUCGGAGAGUCCUCGAGAGUCUCGUGGACGGGUGUAUGGAAGAGGAAGAAGCAGGAGCCGCGAGGAUGACAGAUACAAGCAGAGACCCCGGAGAGUCUCCAGAGAGCGAUCCCGCUCCAGAUCCGCAUCUCCACGAGAGAACGUCAAACCGCCGUCCACGUCCCGCUACGUCGAGGAAGAAGUCCGACAGACGCAUUCCCCGUCCCGCUCCAGGUCCCGGUCUGCGUCGAGAUCACACUCUCGCUCACGUUCUCGGUCCCGGUCCUGGGCCGGGCGCAAGACAGGAGGACGCUAAAGCAGAACCCACUCCCCACCCCGUUCCCCCGGUUCUGUCAGACAGAGCAGAGCUGGUCGUUUUGUUAAGUAAAGGUGUUUGUUUGCCAUGAAUGUAACGUCCAUUUGUAGAAAGCUCGUUUUCGCUAUUCCAUUUUAAGAACAGCGCUGCAGCUCCUCGGCUUGGUUUUAUAAAGUUGUUCGGUGAUAUUUCUCUUUAGGAGCAAGAUUCAGCGGUUUCUGUGCUCAGCCUGACGGGAAGAAUAUCCAGUCUUUUUAUAUAUACAACCAGUUACUGAUGAUUUUUGUUUUCUAAACCCUAUGCACCCACUUUUGCUAAACAAUCCCUGACAUUCAGUAUUCUAAGGAAGUAUUGAGUCUGUUGGUGAACCAAAUGCAUCUUUGUGUGUUUUAUAACUAAUCAUGUACUAGGUACUUUACUGUCAGCCAGUUUCACCGCUGUUUUUUAAAUUUACAUUUGUUUGACAGCGAUAAAGCAUCACCAUGAGAUAAAUGUGUUCAAGAUUUUUUUAAAGAUGUGUUUUAUGGAAGGAACCGAGAAAUUCUUGAAAGAAAAGGCAUUAAAGCUGAUGGCGUGUGUCUGCAGUUUAGUCAAGUACAUGAGCACGAGUGCUAAAACGCACAGAGGUGAUGCUGUGGUCCCUAAAGUGUUAAAGACGUCAACAACAAACUGACCUAUACGGUCAUUUGUUUUCUCUUUGUGGUGUUUUCUGUAAGAGUUAAACCUUUUUUUUUCUGUUUUUUUUCCCCCCCAAGUUAUUGUUUCUUUGAGGAGAAGCAGGUUUACUUGACGGUGUUUCUCAGAACAACUCGUGUCGCUGCAUGUUUUAUUCUUAUCUUCUAUCUUUAGUAGGGAAAAAAAACUGUUAUUUUGAUUAAUAAAUGGUUAACUUUCGGUUAAAGAAAA
Neolamprologus brichardi is the source of this 1951-nucleotide messenger RNA. Lineage: Eukaryota; Metazoa; Chordata; Actinopteri; Cichliformes; Cichlidae. The record is from RefSeq and is a predicted model, not a curated record.